AUGCUGACCUCAAAAACAAGAAGAGACAGUAGUGAGAGGAGUAGAACAGGAAGCACGCAGAGAGUGAUUAGACAAAAUGGAGAGUUGUUUGGAGUGAUACACGAAAGUAGAGCAUCAAAAACAGCAAGGGAUGAUUACUUUCGACCGGAAUCAACCUACUCAUCAUCAUUUGUAGUACCUAGAACAUCCGAUCAGCUCAACUCAUCAGGUUCUUCUUUUAAAAAACCAUUAAUGCCUUAUAAAAUGAAUGCUCCUAGAAAUAUGCUACCAGUUAGAUUCUCUCAUGAUACUGUUCAAGGAAGGAAGAAUGCCAGAAACAGCAGUCAAUUCAAUCUGAGGGAUGGAGCUAAUUCUGAUCGAACACGGUUUAGGACAACCAAUCAAGUGAGCUACAUUAAUCAUUCGGGUGGUCUUCCUGUUGGAUUUGAAAAUAAGGGGAUACUGAGCGAGAAAACAAAGUGGUUCCACAAACGUCAAAUGGAUUAACAGCUCCUUAUUUCCCAUCCUCUUCCUUCAUCAUUGUACAUAUUAAAAAAAGCUAAGCCC
Molecule: messenger RNA, 546 nt
Organism: Naegleria gruberi
Lineage: Eukaryota; Heterolobosea; Eutetramitea; Acrasida; Naegleriidae
Exons: 1
Coding region: 1-486 (161 amino acids)
Source: RefSeq, a predicted model, not a curated record